This is a messenger RNA of Bicyclus anynana (squinting bush brown), 852 nucleotides long. RefSeq names its product mid1-interacting protein 1A. Gene Ontology annotation, cellular component: cytosol. The coding region runs from base 184 to 693 and encodes 169 amino acids. Lineage: Eukaryota; Metazoa; Arthropoda; Insecta; Lepidoptera; Nymphalidae. The record is from RefSeq and is a predicted model, not a curated record. Gene Ontology annotation, biological process: regulation of lipid biosynthetic process. The transcript is spliced from 2 exons.
CCACUACUUGCCAAACGUCAAAAUCUCGCGUUCGUGUGCGGUCGCUUGUGCUCUGUGAAUUUAAUUUUUAAAAAAUCAGUACGCGACGUUUCGUAAGCUCACAUUACAAACGUCAAUUAAAUUUAAUAAGUGAAAACCCCAGGACGUGUGUGUUCAGUGCUAUUUAAUACGUUUAAAUAUUACAUGAAGAUGUCUUUCAAUACCGACAUAUCGACCAAAUUGGAGAACAGCAGGAACAGUUUGAAGAAAAUCGCACGCAACGACAACACGGAAUUCUCAAAGCAGAGUGUCAUGAACGACAUGGAGAAGUUCGUCAAAACGGUGAACACAAUGGAGGAGACUGUGUUGGUGCCGUGUCGGCUGAUGAACCUGUCUCCGGAGGGUGACGACGACCCGUUCAGCCUGUUCGCCAUGCUGAACGACUUGAAGACUGAGCUGUUGUGGGCGGGGGACGCGGAGGAGCAAAUAGAGCGUGGGAGGCGUAUCAGUGACAUCAGUGACACUGAGAGUGACGCGUCGAGUGCUGCUGGGGAUUCGGGGAUAGACGGGGAGGACGAGAGGGAGUCCGCCGCCCGCGCCGCAGCCGCAUGCCGACGUCACCUCCGAGGCCUUCGCCACUGCCUUCGCAACCUCACCGCCGCCGCCGCCCACCUCACAAGAUCCUACCAAGAAGAAGUGGGAGCACCCGUGUAAUUCUUGAAACGCUUUUUCGCCCUGUGAUUGAACUCCCCACACGUUUGUAAAUAUAUUAAUAAGCGGCCCACACUGUAAAUAUAGGUUAUAGGGCUGGGGCGUGUAUGGGAAUCUCAGUAAGUUAUGUGGUUAUUAUUUAAAUAAACUUAAUUUUCAUUA